AUGAGCGACGCCGGGAGUGAGCAGCAGUUAGAUACACCGCCGUAUCGGCGGCGUUUCGCCCCAUCGUCGAGCAGCGACUGCGAAGAUGAUGAUGAGGACACGCUGAAUAGCAGCACCUCAACUGCAGGGCCGCCAGGGUCGCAGCGGACAGGCCGCUACCACCGCCCAUGGGAGACUGGAUCCAAUACGAGUGGUAGCUCGCCGGGUAGCUCCGCACAGCGGGUGUACCAGCGCGGCGGGGCAUCAAAGCGGACCGGCAGCUACCGCUCCAUGUUCCCCAGCGGUCGGCACUCUAAUAGCAAUAACCGACGCAGUCUCAGCAACGCAAGCACUGUGGUGAGUCUCAUGGGUAGUGUUCAGGAGUGGAGUCGUUCAUUCUGUGUCUUCAACCCGGUAAGGGUAGCAGCAGCUGCAGCGUCGCGGCAGUCGGUACAUUUUGGCCACCAGCUCUUAUUCAGUGGGAAGCACAUCGUCCCUGGUGGUGGGGUGUCUUCGCCGGCGUGUCCUGUGUCAGGGACAGCACCGACAGCGGCUGGUGCGGAUUAUCACCGUCCAUCCACAUCCUUGAGCACAUCGUUUGGCUUCGGUACAGUGCCUGGCUUCGGAGGCGUAGAGGGAGGCCGCAGUGGGAGUGUACUCUUCACUGCCGGUCAACUGGCGUCACCAUACGCAUCGGCUAGUCCACUGCUGGGGGUGCACUGGGGCGGGCGUCAUUCAAUGCUAAUGAGUGCGCCAUCGAGCCCAAUGGUAGCAGCCUACUAUGCUAUGGGUGGUGCGGCACGAGCACUCGGUAGAGGGGACGCGGUUACUGUGUCGCCGGCGCGAAGGGAGUUGCCGAUGCUGUUGUGUGAGCUCCGCUGCUACCUUAGCCACACGGGGACACCCAUUAUCAGCGGCAAUGUGGACCAUCCAAUGGAUACUCGCAAAGGACCUCUGAUCGGUGUGGGUGGUUUCGCGAAGGUUUAUGCGGGUGUUGAUUGCGUAAGCGGGGCGCUUGUAGCCAUCAAAGAGAUAAACAUUGCGGAGGUAAAUGACGAAGCAGCACUGAAUUUAAUUGGGAAAGAAUUCGGACUACUUAAGUCCCUGCGGCAUCCUAACAUUGUGUCAUACCGACUCUUUGAACACAGUGCGUCGCAGAAGGUGUGCCGCAUCGUGAUGGAACUACUCACUGGUGGGUCAACGCUAGUUCUGUUGGAAAAGUAUGGCCCGCUGCGGGAGCCUGUCCUGCGCAAGUUUGCUAGGCAUAUUCUGCAAGCAAUUGCAUUCAUUCAUAAGGAAGGCAUUUCACAUCGCGAUAUAAAGCCAGCAAAUAUACUUGUAAGCUACGAUGGUGUUGUGAAAUUGUGCGACUUUGGCUGCAGCAAGCGUGUGAAUGAACUGAGUAAGUCGAAAAGUUGUAUAAUAGGAACUCCUCUGUAUAUGGCUCCAGAAUUCAUCAAGGGUGAGGCAAACCAUAAAUCAGAUAUUUGGUCAAUGGCUUGUUCCCUCUUUGAGCUGGCGACUGGACUGCUUCCGUGGUAUCACGCUGGCGUUCGCGAUAACCUUCCUCUCAUGUUUUACAUCACCACUUCGAGUGAGACCCCGCUUGUACUGCCGCAGCAAGAUGAUAUGUACGAUUUCAGCCCAGAGUUUAUUGACUUCAUGAACCAAUGCUUUAUCCGCGAUGUGGCACAGCGGCCAGAAGCGGCAGAGCUGCUGAAACACCCGUGGAUCACUGGCGGACGUGUAAGUCCUCCCGACACCUUCACCUCUGGUACGGGCGACAGACAGAGCCCGCACUGGACACCGAUGCCAAGCCCCAUUGACGAGGAGCUGCUAUGUCAGCAAGAGCUAGAGGACGUGUCGGCUCAUAUAUCGGUGGAGAUUUGUAACACCUGGAUGAUGGGCAAUUUACCGGCUUCAUCACCACUGUCCCCGCAACAUGUUGAGGCUCCGGUCAAAGGCGACGAUGGGACUCAGCAACCAUUGGAGCGUCGUCUUCUUGACUCGCAGGUGGAUGCAGGAACAAGUCGGUGUCAUAGCCCAGCACUGAGUUCACGCGGUGGUGGGGGUGGUGCUCCCAUUAGCCCAACUGUCUCACUGGAUGCGGCGUUGCAUGACAACUUCAACUAUGCGGUCCCACUUGGUGCAUCAGCGGGGCGUUUUGUGUUGCCGCUUUGCGGCUCCCCGGCGGCGCAACCAGGGGUGCCACAGUACUUACGCAUCAACGCCGAUGGGAAUCUUGACUAUGCUGUAGCUGAUGAUGACGAUCUGGUGGAGGUGGAAGGAGAUAUGGAGGAUGCCCUCGCUAGUUCCGGUCGCUAUCAAUACAACCGUACGCCCAGUUUUCAUUUUGCAUAUGGCAACAGCUCCCCUCCAGGCGGUGUGGGAGGAAUUCCAACGCCUCCGCCUCUCACCAGCAGCAGCAGCGUCAACCACACAAGCGGUCACAACGCCAACAGCAGCAACAAUAAUAAUAACCCUUCGUUUUUCUCUCUUGGGCGUAGUCCUGCUGGAAGGCACACACGCCAUGUAUCUAUGGUGGGCAACCAGAGUAUGUCGCUGAUCUCGAACUCAUCCUUCGCCUCACGUGGAGUGUCGCCAUCACGCCGCUCACAGGCUGCAUCAACAGCAUCACUGACUACAUCGCAGCAACUACCGAACAUGUUGAUGAUGACUGGUUCUAUGUCACUCCCUGCUGGAGUAUCUAUGAACCACAGCAGUGACGACAUGGCAGUUGAUCCACAAGGAGGUACACCAUCUACUUCAACUGUAUCGCGCUUCCCUGAUAGCAUCAAGCGCGAUAACAAUGGUCGCUUCUGUAUGUCACUCUCUGUCCCAACGGGAAGCCCUGACCGCUGUGUCAAUAUAGCACUCAGUAUUGACCCGGAGGACGUGCAAUGCAAGCUCGUCGAACGCCGCCCAAGUUAUGUGGUUGCGCUCAGUGACGAUGUGAAGACUCAGCUAGCGGCAAAGAUGAACGAAUUGGCUUCAAGUGCGAUGAAUAGUCCGCGGGAUGGCCUUGAAGGUGGGUUAGCGAAUACCAACAACCGAUUUUCUCGUAGCGCACACGGAAAUAGUAGCGUCUCAGUUUCCCCAAAGUCUGUUUCCCCAACCAUCUCACCUGCACGCCGCUCUUUCGGCGGCGUUCCAUACACGCACUAUUCCCCACGGCCGAAGCGUGGGGGCAUCGUUGGAAACGUCGGCAUGGCAAGUGGUGGCUCUGGUGUCCGAGGAAGUAGCAACACGAAUAACAGCAGUCCAGCAGGAUCAUGUGUGUCAGUGGCGCACUCUUCAUCCAACGGUGAUGGUGUGAAUCCGCCACCCACAUAG
Trypanosoma grayi is the source of this 3312-nucleotide messenger RNA. Its product is annotated as protein kinase. The transcript has a single exon. Lineage: Eukaryota; Euglenozoa; Kinetoplastea; Trypanosomatida; Trypanosomatidae. The record is from RefSeq and is a predicted model, not a curated record. The coding region runs from base 1 to 3312 and encodes 1103 amino acids. Gene Ontology annotation, molecular function: ATP binding; protein kinase activity. Gene Ontology annotation, biological process: protein phosphorylation.